Prosopis cineraria is the source of this 2565-nucleotide messenger RNA. Its product is annotated as pollen receptor-like kinase 3. NCBI's taxonomy places the organism in Eukaryota, Viridiplantae, Streptophyta, Magnoliopsida, Fabales, Fabaceae. The record is from RefSeq and is a predicted model, not a curated record. Gene Ontology annotation, biological process: protein phosphorylation. Gene Ontology annotation, molecular function: ATP binding; protein kinase activity; protein binding. The transcript has 2 exons. Bases 260 to 2119 code for a protein of 619 amino acids.
GCAGUGCAGGGUGAAAUGGCGGCAGAGAACAGGAUUGGAAAAGCGAAAUGGAAGAGAAAAAAUUGAUGAGGUUGGGUGUUGAAAUUGAAAUGGAGACAAGUGGGAGGAGCGAGCAGACAGGUCGGGAGGAAGGGAUUGGGAGCAUGUUUGGGAAUUCUAUUAUUAGGAAGGAGGGAAUGAAAUUGUGUGUAAAGGAAAAAGCCAUUUUCCGCCAUAAGCCCUCUUCAGAGAAACAGCGGUCCAUUGGGAUUUCCCGGCAAUGGCCGCUGGUCGCUCUUUCCUUCUCUUGCCGCUCUUCCUCCUCACUCUCUCCUUCUCUCCCGCUUGCCUCCCCAAUUCCGAGGACGACGCCCUCCUCCAGCUCAAACGAUCCUUCGCCCCUUCCUCCUCUCUCUCUUCCUGGAUCCCCAAUUCCUCUGCCUGCUCUGCCAGGUGGCUUGGCGUCUAUUGCACCAACAACCUCGUCGUCGGUUUGCACCUCUCUAAUAUGGCUCUCUCUGGCACCAUUGACGUCGAUGCCCUCCUUCGCCUUCCUGGCCUCCGCAGCAUUGGCUUUGUCAAUAACUCCUUCUCCGGCCCCAUCCCCCAAUUCAAUAAACUCACCGCCCUCAAGGCUCUCUUCCUCACCACCAAUCAAUUCUCCGGCCCCAUCCCUCCGGAUUUCUUCGCCAGCCUGGCCGCCAUCAAGAAAAUCGGCCUCUCUGGCAAUAACUUCUCCGGCGACAUACCCAACUCUCUGGCCAGGCUCCCCUUGCUUGUAGAGCUGCGCCUUGAUGACAAUGGAUUCUCGGGAGCCAUUCCGUCUUUCACUCAACACUUUCGAUCGUUCAACGUUUCCAACAACCGAUUGGAAGGACCCAUCCCCGAUGAAUUGGCCAGUUUCGGCGGGACGUCCUUCUCCGGAAACCCAGGAUUGUGUGGGAAAGUAGUGGGGAAGGAGUGCGAGGAGGAGGCGCGGCAACAAGGAGCAACGUCUGGGGAGAAAAGGACGGGAUUGGUGAGGGCGGUCAUUACGGUCAUAAUGGUUUCGAUAGUAGUGAUGCUGAUAAUAGUAUUGAUAAAGACGGCAAGGAGACAAGAGGGCAACAGAAACAUGGGAGGCAUCGGGGUUAGAAAGGACGGGGGAGGGGAAGAGGUGGUGCAAGUGCACGUGCCCAGCUCGAACCACAGCAGGACAUCGGGAUCAACUAAGAAAGGGUCGAAUUCGGUUUCGAAAAGAAAUGCCGUGGGGGACUUGGUGAUGGUGAACGAGGAGAAGGGCGUGUUCGGGCUGCCCGAUUUGAUGAAGGCUGCUGCGGAGGUGCUGGGCAACGGGGGCAUGGGUUCUGCUUACAAGGCCACCAUGAGCAAUGGAUUGUCCGUGGUGGUCAAGAGGAUGAGGGAGAUCAACAAGAUCAGCAGAGAUUCCUUCGACGCCGAGAUGAGACAGUUCGGCAGAAUCAGACACCCAAAUAUCCUCGCCCCUCUCUCCUACCACUAUCGCAAGGAGGAGAAGCUCAUCGUGUCUCAAUACAUUCCCAAAGGCAGUUUGUUGUAUGUCUUGCACGGGGACAGAGGAACGUGCCAUGGCGACCUCCACUGGCCCACCAGGUUGAAGAUUGUCAAGGGAAUCGCGAGGGGGUUGAGUUUCCUGCACUCUGAAUUCGGAUCCCACGACUUGCCCCACGGUAACCUCAAGUCCAGCAAUGUUCUGUUGAGCGAUGCGUACGAGCCGCUCCUCACUGACUUCGCCUUUCAUCCCCUCAUCAAUCCAAGCAGCGCUCCCCAGGCACUGUUUUCCUACAAAACUCCGGAUUACAUACAAUACCAGCAAGUGUCCCGAAAAACCGAUGUAUAUUGCCUCGGCACCAUUAUCCUAGAGAUCAUGACCGGCAAAUUCCCUUCUCAGUAUCACAGCAAUGGCAAGGGCGGCACCGACGUUGUGCAGUGGGUGCUCACCGCCAUUGCGGAGGGAAGAGAGGCCGAAUUGAUAGAUCCCGAUAUCAAAACUAACGACACCGAGUCUCUCAGUCACAUGCUGCAGCUUCUCCAGAUCGGGGCUAGUUGCACCGAAUCCAAUCCUCAACAACGACUUAACUUAGGCGAAGCCAUUAGAAGGAUAGAGGAGGUUCAAGUCUAACACACAAUGCAAGCCUCGUGUCAAUAUUCUAGCUUUCAUUCCAUUAGCUGUCAAGUUGCAUGCUUUGUAGGUCCGAGAAUUAUUGCAGUUUUAAGCAACAAGGUUCAUUAUACUCCUAUUAUUCGUUCGUGGAUCUCCUCCAGAAUGAGGCUAAUGGAUGCCCGACAAUCAAGCGAAACUCCGAUCCAACCAGACCGUGUGACGAGUCUCUUAUCUGCUAACACAAUCCUUGUUGUAAUUCUAAUCCAUUUCUGAUCGAUUGAAACCCUGUUUAGUGAAUUUUUAGUAGCUAGGAGUUACCAUUUAUAGCCGCGCGCCUCGCUGGAACUAGCAGUUUUCCCCUCCCCAUCCAUGUAUUCUCAGAUUGAGGAAUUGCUUUCAUCUCUCCCUCUCAUUCUUUGUAAAAAUUUUCCGAUGUUUUGUCAAUACAAAUUGGUACUUUCCAA